This is a messenger RNA of Protobothrops mucrosquamatus (brown spotted pit viper), 2415 nucleotides long. It is a transcript of the gene PXMP4, whose product is annotated as peroxisomal membrane protein 4. The transcript is spliced from 4 exons. The coding region runs from base 120 to 758 and encodes 212 amino acids. Gene Ontology annotation, cellular component: peroxisomal membrane. NCBI's taxonomy places the organism in Eukaryota, Metazoa, Chordata, Lepidosauria, Squamata, Viperidae. The record is from RefSeq and is a predicted model, not a curated record.
GGUUGGUUUUCCGCUUGAACAUUAUUUCCUGAAGCUCUGCUUCUAUGCCUUUUGUGUUUCAGUCAAGUUGUUUUCCCAGAUUGACCGGCUGCUAGAUCGUAAGCGUCAAGUCUGAGGCAAUGGGUGAUCGGACAAUUCUCAAGACUUUGCUCUAUACCGUCAAUUCUCUCUUGCAGCAGCGGAGAUAUCAGACCACGCUGGCGCUGCUCAAGGGCUUCCGCAACGGAGCGGUUUAUGGAGUAAAAAUCCGUGCCCCUCAUGCUUUGGUAAUGACAUUUCUCUUCAAAAGUGGAAGCCUAAAGGAAAAAUUGAAAGCAAUUCUUCAAGCUACCUAUCUUCAUUCCAGAACCCUGGCCUGUUUUGUAUUCACUUAUAAGGGUUUAAUGGCCAUGCAGUCACGAAUACAAGGAACGAAGGUUCCAUUUCAGUCUUUCCUCGCAGCCUUCAUUGGGGGCUGGUUACUGUUUGGGGAAAAUAAUAAUAUUAACAGCCAGAUAAAUAUGUACCUAUUAUCUCGAAUCCUGUUUGGCUUGUCUCGAUUGGCAAUAGAGAAAGGUUAUAUCCCACAGCCCAAACAAGAUCCCUUCCCACUUUUUGCUGCUCUGGUUUGGGGGAUUGUUCUUUGGCUCUUUGAGUAUCACCGGCACACUCUACAACCAUCACUGCAAUCAUCCAUGACCUACCUAUAUGAUGACAGUAAUGUUUGGCAUGAUAUUUCUGACUUCCUUGUACAUAAUAAAAGAUCUACUAUCAAAUAAUCCUGACAAGUCUUUGGAUAAUAACACAUUCCAAGGGCAAUUAAAAAGAUGUAUAUCUGAACAUCCUUUUCAAUACUGAACAUUUAUUUAUACUAACAUUGGAUAUAAAUGUCUAUUUGAAGUCUGUCCACAAUGUUUGGUAUAGAUUGCUGAUUUCUGCUGAUUAGAGUUUGAAACAGCAUUUUACAAGCAAAAUAUUUUAUUCCUUUUUUCUUCAAGAUACCCAGUUUCCCCUUCUAUGCUAUCAGCUGAGGAAAAUAUCUCUUCAUUGUUUUAAAAUCAAGAAAUAUGAAUUAAAUGUUAAAGUUGAAGGAUCAGAUGACAUGAGUAACUUUUUUGCAACUAGGUACACAAUGUCAUCUACAAUAUCUUCAGCAACAAAAGAAAUAACUAAAUUUUAUGCAUGAUGGAUAUCAUUUGAUAUUGCUUUUUGUCUGUAGUUAUGGUACUUGGUAGUGUUAUUGCUUCUGUUUUGUUUAUCCAUGCCUCUUUUCUAGGUUAUAAGGGCAGAUAACAUAUCAAACAAAUUUUAAAGAUUUUUUUUAAUAUGGACUUUUUAAAUUCAGUUGCAUAAAUAUGACACAAAAAUGGAUUUGUUUAAGAACACCAUCUUACAAAAUGCUUAAGAUUUAGUAACAUUAACAAAUAGAGGAAAAUGAAGUUUUAUUUCUUGGGUUUCUAAAACAAAACAAGAGUAAAUAGUAUGGUGAACAUAGGGGCAAAACUGUGAAUACUAAAAAACGUUUCCUUGAUUGAAGCUCUUCUAGAUGGAAAAUGAUGCAGUCAUGCAUAGCUAGAACUGUUGUUGUAGUUGUCAAACUUUGAUCAUACAGUCAACAGAUAGAAUUUUGUUUAACAAUCCACCAAAAGUGCCAAAUGGAGUAUUAGAUUUUAUCUCAUUGUUUUAUUAAUGAAUGCAGAUAACUGUAUUGAGUCUUUUUUAAUUAAUUUAUUUAUUGUUGAACAAAUUUAUAUAGUCACCUGACACGCACAUAGUGACUCUAGGCAGUGUAUAACUUUAAAAAUCCACAUUUAAAAAAAACAACACCCUAGUGGAGCAACAACAGAAUCAGAUAAGCCAAUUGACUGGGGGUCCCCCAGCCCGCUGACAAAACAUGUCUUCAUGUAGAAAAGCAACAGGGUAGAGGCCAAUCUUAUCUCUGGAGGAAUGAUGUUCCAAAUAUUUAUAGUCCAAUCAUGUGAACUGACUAAAGCUAGUCUUCCUUAGUCUUUUCCAGUCUUGUACAUAUGCACAGAAAAGCAAUGUGGAUUUUUUAUUUUAAAAGAACAAAAAAUGGGACUUAUAGAUGAAAUAGAAGAUCUUGCAAAAUUCAUUUGCAUAGCAAGCAUAGAUCUCCCAAAAUGUUAAUUUAUUUUCAUAAUUUCAUUUCUGUAUCAUGAAUACUACACUCAGUGGCUUCAUGCACUGCAUGCAUGUACACACACACACUACUGCUACUAAAAAGCAAUGAGGGUAGUGAAGAAUCUGUUUUUAAACCCAAUUAAACAAAUUGAAGCAGCUUUUUUUAACUGAAGAAAAUAAAUGUACUUUUGUAUGUGCUGGAGUAUUAUUUGAAACAGGAUGCUUAAUAGGACCUUGGUUAAAAAAACAAAAUAAGACUGAUUAUAAGGCAUUAAAAUUAUUGGUUAUGCUGUU